Molecule: messenger RNA, 4592 nt
Organism: Engraulis encrasicolus (European anchovy)
Lineage: Eukaryota; Metazoa; Chordata; Actinopteri; Clupeiformes; Engraulidae
Gene: scara5
Product: scavenger receptor class A, member 5 (putative)
Exons: 9
Coding region: 389-1921 (510 amino acids)
Biological process (GO): iron ion transmembrane transport
Cellular component (GO): dendrite; terminal bouton; synaptic cleft
Molecular function (GO): ferritin receptor activity
Source: RefSeq, a predicted model, not a curated record
GAAACUGGAGACUGUAGAAUGAGGUAAGGAGGACAUAAGUAAUUAGGGACUGCCUCAGCCUCCUCGGCGUGUAUAAACGUCACUUGCUGUGUGUCCAUGCCUCUACUGCACUUUGCAAGUACGGCAUGAACUUAUGUGGGCGCACUCAAGAAGCCCGUGCAUCGCGCUGUACUGUCUUCCACCCGAAACUCUCAUCUGGUGACUUCAGGAUUGUUUUCCGUGCUGUCAGACUCAGAGACAUCGUUCAUCAUCAGGGGGAACCUGUUUUAAUCACCAUACUAUCAAAGCAACCUCGACAAACAGGACCAGAAUCUACAUUUUUAAAUGACCAUCUGGUCUGCUCUCCUGCAAAAGUCCUGAACGCACACUGAAGUAGACAAUUCAAGGGAUGGAGAACAAGGCCAUGUACUUGAGCACCUACCAAGACCGGGACAGCGGCCCUUUCUACGAAGAGGCCUAUGACGGCCGUAACCUCUCCAAACUCAACCUGUGUGAAGAAUCCUGCACCUCGAAGAGAAGAAAAGGAGACAGCUGCUGUGGCCACCUGAACUCCCUGUCUGCCAUCAAGUAUGCCAUCGUGUCGCUCUACAUCCUGGUCCUUCUCAGCAUCCUGGGUCUCUGCAUAGCAGUCUCCAGGUCUCAGGUGUCCUCGGAGAAGCAGGAGGCCUUGGUGGAGAAUGUGACCCGACUGGGCGACCGUUCCCGUGACCUUCAGGAGUCCUUGGGCCAGCUGUCCUCGCAGGGCGACCUGCUGGAGAACAUCUGGAAGCUGGAGAACCUCUUCCAGAACCACUCUGACGCUCUGGAGCAGCUCAGCCUGGCACUGCGCGGCCUCGAGAGGGACGUCCGCGACCUGCAGGACCACACCUUGCAGACCGACGACAAUGUGAAAUAUCUGGGCCGCCGCCUGGACCGCCUGGGCUCCUCGCCGGGUGGCGCUGGGUCAGACAACAGCAGCAGUAGUGGCGGUGGCAGCAGCCUGGAUGUGCAGCUGGCCCAUGCCACCAACUCCCUGGCCGCCCAGGACGCUCUCCUGCGGGAGACGUCGCAGCGCGUGGACCGUCUGCGGGAGCGUGUGGAGGACGUGGGCUGGAUGGUGGGCGCUGUGAACCACACGUUCUCCGGGGAGGUGAGCGUCCAUCGGGCCAAGAUCCAGGACCUGCAGGUGCAGAUCAGCAAUGUGACACAUGACACAUUGACCCUUAAGGUCAUGCAGGUGCACCUAGAUGAACAGCUGCGCAACGAGAUCGAGAUCAUCAACGUCAUCACCGAGGACCUGCGGCUCAAGGACUGGGAGCACUCGGUGGCCCUCAAGAACCUAACCUUCAUACAGGGACCUCCAGGGCCAAAAGGAGAGAAGGGCGAUGAUGGAUCCCUGGGCCCUGUCGGCCCACCGGGCCUCAGCGGAGUCAGAGGCGAUGCUGGAGAAAAGGGUAUCCAGGGUGCCAGAGGCCUGAAGGGAGCCAGCGGGCAGGACGGCGUCGACGGGCAGAGAGGCGAGAUGGGGCCCGAGGGGCCCAAAGGUCAAAGGGGAGAGAGGGGACCCAAGGGUGACAAAGGAGACCGGGGGGACAGAGGAAUGGAGAGAACAGGAACAGUGGAGGGGACUCUGGUGCGGCUGGUGAACGGCUCGGGUCCCCAUGAGGGCCGGGUGGAGGUGCUCCACGAGAGGCGCUGGGGGACCAUCUGUGACGACGUCUGGGACAAGAAGGAUGGAGACGUGGUCUGCAGGAUGCUGGGCUUCCGCGGAGCCAAGGAGGUCCACAAGACCGGACGCUUUGGACAGGGCACUGGGCUGAUCUGGAUGGACGACGUGGCCUGCGACGGCACCGAGGACACCAUCCACCAGUGCAAGUUCUCUGGGUGGGGUCGGACCAACUGCGGCCACGUGGAGGACGCCGGGGUGACGUGUAACCCCUAACACUGUCCCCCGAAACACAAAGCAUCACCGCCACUAGCUAGCAGACCCACCAACCACUCAAACCAACCGCGACCACAUUCCAGUACUUGCCUUGCUCACACCCCCUUCCGAUGUGUGUGUGUGUGUCUCGUUUUUGGAAAAGGCCAAAAUGAACUAACUUGUUAUGUGGCAGCAGCGUGACUUGACAGGCCAGGGAGGGUGCAUCAAAGACCUCCGCACUUCCUGGUCCACGGCACGUGAAUCGAUGUGACAGUUUUCGAAAUGCAUGGCUGUGACAAAAAAGCCCCACUUGGGGGCCUCUGGGUCAACUAUUGUCGUUUAAGAGUCGGUAUCGCCAUUGGCUGGUGCUACCAAAAAGAGGGAAGAAGAAAAAAAGGACGAAUCCCUGAAUCUGUUGCCAACAAGAUCCAACCAAAAUAAAAGGCCAGUAAACGUGCGGUGACCUGGUUGGGGGAGAGAAACGAGCUUCGCAAAGGGAAUGAGUGGGAACAAGUGCCGUGCAUGUCUAAUGGAUGUGAACAGAUUAAAUUGUGGUGCGUGUGCGUGUGCGUGUGCUUGUGUGUGUGCGUGCGUGCGUGCGUGCGUGCGUGCGUGUGUGCGUGCGUGCGUGCGUGCGUGCGUGCGUGCGUGUGUGUGUGUGCAUGUUUUAGAGUAUGUGUGCCCAUUGGUCAUCAUUGGUCUAUUCGAGGCAUGACGGUACUUAGGGGUCUUAAAUGUUGAAUUUUACAAUGUUACCACAUGCUAGGCCUCUUUCUAGUUCCCCUCUCCCUUCUCCAAACCAGGUAAUUUUGGUUAUGCAAUGCUUUGCCAGAAGUGCCUUCCCUCCUCUUUAUGGGACAUUUUUGCAGUGGUCACGAGAGUGAAGCUUGAGUCUUAACCCCAAACACAGCAAAAUUACAGCCAAGGUAGAUUGAUAUACUAAAACAGUAAAGAGACGCAGUGGAAGCAUGUUUUUUUUUUAAAAUGACAUGAAAUUGGGAUCUGAUUUGCUCUUCAGUUUUCAUGACCGACAAGGCAGUUUCCAUACUUGAAUGGAGCCCUGCUAUAUGGAACAAAAGCCACAUGUAGGGGUGGCUCUCUUGAUGCACAUAGUAUUCAACAAAGAAUAAACGUCAUUUUUUUUUUAUUGCUGCACAACACAAAAUGUGACAAAAUGCACCACAGCCACGUCUCGGCAGACAGCUAGCUUGUCUUGUGUGGCCGUUUGUGUGGGCCCCUCGAGGCCAUUCCCCACUCCUCAGUAUUUCAACACGGUGCAAUGAAGCUCAAUCAAACAGUAUUGCGAAACGGCCAAAGACAACACAUGAUGAAUUCCUACUCAGUAUGAAUUAUCUCUCUCUUUCUCUCUCUCUCUCUCUCUCUCUCUCUCUCUCUCUCUCCCUCUCUCUCUCAGAACAGAACAGAACAUGACUGCUUACAUUUACAGCUGGACUGAAUUUACUUACUACCUUUUCCAAUAGUGCAUUUAAUGUUUAUAAAAUGUGACUUAUGUGUCACUAUGUAGUCUUUUCUCUUUUGAAAAAUAACAUUACCCUUAGCACUUGAACAGUUUUUGUUUUAUAUAUGCCUACAGAUUGUGUAACGUUUUUUUUUGUUGUAGCUAGGUUGCUGGGAGAAUAAGACAUGGUUUUGAACGGUUCACCACAGCACAAGUUAUUCUUUUUUUUGGUCUUUUAAACCACACAUUAGUCAUAACUGACCUCCCUUUAUUUUCGAUGUGUUGCUUUGCAAGUGUUGCAAAUUGACCACAGAAGAACUUCCUGCUUUGGAAUUGGGCCAUCAAGCCACCAGGGCCAGGCGCCUAAUUGCUCUCUCAAAACGCUGCCAUGUCCUUAUAUACACGUAUAGAUGCCUGUUGCAUUAGGACCUGUAUCGCGCUGUACACACGCCAAGUGGCCAUAACCAGGCUCCUGCUGAGCUCAGCUCCUCAAGCCUCUGAGUGAGACGGUGGGGAGUCAGUGUGUGUGUGUGUGUGAGUGUAUAUGACAGAGAGAGAGAGAGAGAGAGAGAGAGAGAGAGAGAGAGAGAGAGAGAGAGAGAGAGAGAGAGGGAGAAUGUGUGUGUAUGUGUUUGUGUGUGUACGUAUGCGCCUGUUUGAUGGCGGGGAGUAGUGGUGUGCGUGCACUUGUGCGUACAUGUUUGCGUGCACGUGUGUAUGUGUGUGUGUGUGUGUGUGUGUGUGUGUGUGUGUGUGUGUGUGUGUGUGUGUGUGUGUGUGUGUGUGUGUGUGUGUGUGUGUGUGUGUGUGUGUGUGUGUGUGUGUGUGUGUGUGUGUGUAGCCCUGCAGUGCUGUAUGAUGUUGAUUAAGACAGGAGCUGUGGGCCUGCCGGUCACAGUCUCUUGCUCUUCAAUGAGAAGCACUCAAGAGGCUACAUGGGAACACAGGUGACAUUUCCAAAGUUUCCGAAAGAUGUUUAACAGCAUUUUGUUCACCUUUUUUUAUUUCAUUUUCUCUGUCUUGUCUUAUCUGUGGUCGUUUUCAUUUCCAGGUGCAAAAGAAAGACAGAAGUCCCAUUAUGUUACUUACAUUAUGAAUGUAUAUAAAUCAUACACAUACUCUUAUUUUGAAAGUCUUUGUUGAAGCGACGUCAGUCUCAGAGGCAAUACCAGUUACAGUAUUUGAUGUGUUGUUGUUGUAUAUUGUCGGAGUCAAAUAAAACAUGUUUGUGUA